This is a messenger RNA of Bombina bombina (fire-bellied toad), 1212 nucleotides long. It is a transcript of the gene STAC2, whose product is annotated as SH3 and cysteine rich domain 2. Gene Ontology annotation, cellular component: extrinsic component of cytoplasmic side of plasma membrane. Gene Ontology annotation, molecular function: protein binding. Gene Ontology annotation, biological process: positive regulation of voltage-gated calcium channel activity; positive regulation of protein localization to plasma membrane; skeletal muscle contraction. The transcript is spliced from 11 exons. The coding region runs from base 1 to 1212 and encodes 403 amino acids. The record is from RefSeq and is a predicted model, not a curated record. NCBI's taxonomy places the organism in Eukaryota, Metazoa, Chordata, Amphibia, Anura, Bombinatoridae.
AUGACGGAAAUAACUGAGGUUGAGGCUCAGAACCCGGAGCAACAUCCCCCUGGGACCAGCAGCGGAGGGUGUGGACUCCCACAGACCAAGCUCCAGCGGUUUCGUCGUUCUAUCUCUCUGAAGACGAUUCUCCGAAGUAAGAGUGUGGAGAAUUUCUUCCAACGCCCAAACAGUGAAACCAAGAUUCCUUCAGAUGUGCUCCUCAGCCCCCCUGUCCCCCCACCUCCCCCUUCUCCACCUAUACCCACUGAUGCUCCCCCUCAAUCUGAGCAGCCCCCUCACCCAUGCCAUAAGCCCUUGUCUGUCCUGCAGCCUGUGCGCACUCACAGCUUCCAGGAGCACAUGUUCAAGAAGCAGUGCUCAUGUCAUCUUUGCCAUCAGAUCAUUGUAGGUAACUCAAAGCAGGGUCUUCGCUGUAAAAUGUGCAAGAUCGGGGUCCAUCUCUGGUGCUCAGAGGAAGUUUCUCACCAGCAAUGUCUGGGAAAGACGUCUACUUCUUUUCGACGUAAUUUCAGUUCCCCAUUACUGAUCCAUGAACCGCAUAAUAGCCCAAAGGAAACACCCCCACCUACUGCUGGUCCUAGAGGUAGAGUGGACCCUGUUUACGAGACCCUGCGUUAUGGGACCUCACUUGCCCAUAUGAAUCGCUCAAGUUUUAGCAGCUUGUCUGAGUCACCUACCCGUAGCCUUAAUGAACAUGAGGAGAGGCCAGAAGACCCAGAGGGAAGUAUUCAAAGCAGCGAGGAAAGCCCCAGCCACCCAGAGAUCCCAGCAGAGAACGAAGUUACAGUAUGUGAGGAUUCCAGAAGUGUAUCAAUUUUAGCAACUAGUGGUCGGGCCAGGAAGGAUAUUUCUCCUAUGUAUUGCUACGUGGCACUCUACAAAUUCUUGCCUCAGGAACUAAAUGACCUUUCUCUACAGUCUGGUGACAGAGUUAUAGUGAUGGAUGAUUCCAGUGAGGACUGGUGGAAGGGGAAAUGUGGGGACCGGACUGGAUUCUUCCCAGCAAACUUUGUACAAAGGGUCCGUCUGGGGGAGACAGUAUGGAGGAGCAUAAAGACCUUUCAUGGAGUCAAAGAGCAAGGACAGCUCAGUUUGAAGGAAGGACAAAUCUGUGUUGGUGUUGGAAAACCAGAAUCUGAAGGACUCAUUAGAGUAUCCAGUGGGAAGAAGAGGGGACUGGUGCCCCAGGACUGCUUAGAAGAGAUCUAA